This is a messenger RNA of Coffea eugenioides, 3171 nucleotides long. Its product is annotated as auxin response factor 6-like. The record is from RefSeq and is a predicted model, not a curated record. Lineage: Eukaryota; Viridiplantae; Streptophyta; Magnoliopsida; Gentianales; Rubiaceae. Gene Ontology annotation, biological process: regulation of DNA-templated transcription; response to hormone. Gene Ontology annotation, cellular component: nucleus. The transcript has 14 exons. Gene Ontology annotation, molecular function: DNA binding; protein binding. Bases 81 to 2765 code for a protein of 894 amino acids.
UUUUCUUUUGGUUUUUUUUUUUUUUUUUUUUUUCUGGAAAAGGGUAGUGUUUUUAUUAGGUGGGUUUUGGUUAUUCUGCAAUGAGGUUAUCUACUCCAGGGUUGAGUACUCCUCCUCAGCCAGAGGAAGGGGAGAAGAAGUGCUUGAAUGCAGAGCUAUGGCAUGCUUGUGCUGGCCCGUUGGUGUCCCUUCCAGCUGUGGGAAGCCGAGUAGUGUAUUUUCCUCAAGGUCAUAGUGAGCAGGUUGCUGCCUCAACCAACAAGGAGGUAGAUGCUCAUAUCCCUAACUAUCCUGGCUUGCCAGCACAGCUCAUAUGUCAGCUUCACAAUGUGACCAUGCAUGCUGAUGUGGAAACUGAUGAAGUAUAUGCUCAGAUGACCCUGCAGCCGCUAAGUGCACAAGAGCAAAAAGAUGUUUGUCUACUACCUGCUGAACUUGGCACUGCAAGCAAGCAGCCAACUAACUACUUCUGUAAAACACUGACUGCAAGUGACACGAGUACUCAUGGUGGAUUUUCUGUUCCUCGUCGAGCUGCAGAAAAAGUUUUUCCUACUCUUGAUUAUACUCUGCAGCCUCCAGCUCAAGAGUUGAUUGCAAAAGAUCUUCAUGGCAAUGAAUGGAAAUUUCGGCAUAUCUUUCGUGGCCAGCCAAAGAGGCAUCUGCUUACAACAGGUUGGAGUGUGUUUGUAAGUGCAAAGAGGCUUAUUGCUGGUGACUCUGUAAUUUUUAUCUGGAAUGAAAAUAAUCAGUUGCUUCUGGGGAUUAGGCGUGCUAGCCGCCCACAAACUAUCAUGCCUUCCUCAGUAUUAUCAAGUGAUAGCAUGCACAUAGGUCUUCUUGCUGCUGCAGCUCAUGCUGCUGCAACCAAUACCCGCUUUACUAUAUUCUACAAUCCUAGGGCUAGUCCAUCAGAAUUCGUUAUACCUUUAGCCAAAUAUGCUAAGGCUGUAUAUCAUACAAGGGUUUCAGUUGGCAUGCGCUUUCGGAUGCUAUUUGAAACAGAAGAAUCAAGUGUUCGUAGAUACAUGGGAACAAUUACUGGCAUUAGUGAUCUAGAUCCUGUUCGCUGGCCAAAUUCACAUUGGCGAUCUGUGAAGGUUGGAUGGGAUGAAUCAACAGCAGGGGAGAGGCAGCCUAGAGUUUCCUUGUGGGAGAUUGAACCAUUGACUACUUUCCCUAUGUAUCCUUCUCCAUUCUCCCUUAGACUAAAACGACCAUGGCCGUCAGGAUUACCCUCCUUACCAGGCCUCAACAGCAGUGAUAUGAACAUAAAUGCCCAACUUUCAUGGCUUCGAGGUGAUAUUGGGGCUCAGGGGAUUCAGUCACUAAAUUUUCAAGGAUUUGGUGCUACGCCCUGGAUGCAGCCACGGCUUGAUGCUUCUGUGCUUGGUUUGCAGCCGGAUAUCUAUCAAGCAAUGACAGCUGCUGCACUCCAAGAAACAAGAAAUUUUGAUCCUUCCAAGGUUGCAAAUCAGUCCCUUCUGCCAUUUUCACAGAAUACCUCCAGUGGAUCUGCUUCACUUGUUCAGAGUCAGAUGUUGCAGCAAUCUCAGUCUCAGCAAAAUUUUAUCCAAAGCUUUCCAGAAGACCAGGUAAUUGCUCAGGCUCAGCUUUUACAGCAACAGUUGCAGCGUCAUCUCUCUUGUGAUUUACAGCAGCGAGUUCAGCCCUCACAACAAUUGCAUGCACAAAUUCAGCAGCAGCAACAAAUCUCGAAGAACGUCUCAAACUUCUCUACAAUAGAGUCUGUUACCCAAUCCCAAUUGUCACCUUUGCAGGCCUUGGGUUCAACAUGCCAGCAGCAGACCUUCUCUGAUAUCAAUCAUGUAACAAGCACUAAUAGUUCUUCAAUGCAGAGUCUUCUUAAUUCAUUUUCCAGUGAUGGAGCAUCUCACCUACUCAACAUGCAUGGCGUCUACUCUCUAGCCUCUCCUUCCUCUUCAUCAAAGAGAAUUGCACUGGACUCUCAGCUCUCUUCUCGAGCUACUCAGUCCGUGGCAGCCCGGGCAGACAACAUGUCAACACCUGAUUCUAAGGUCUCUGACCUUUCCACUUUAUUGCCUCCUGUUUCAGGUAGAGAAUUUGCGCAAUUUAAAGGAAUGACUGAUUCUCAGAACAAUGGUUUGUUUGGAAUUAAUAGUGACUCCUCCCUUAUGCUGCAAAAUGGGAUUUCACAUCUUAUAAAUGGUAGUGGUGAAAGCGAAUCAUUUUCUGUACCAUUUGCUACCUCUACAUAUACAAGUGCUUUGGGCACUGAUUUGCCACUUAGUUCAGACAUGACCACCUCAAGUUGUAUGGAUGAAUCAGUCUUCAUGCAGUCCGCUGAAAACGUGGACCAAGCAAACCCACCAACUAAAACCUUUGUGAAGGUUCACAAAUCAGGGUCCUUCGGACGAUCGCUUGAUAUCUCCAAAUUUAGCAGCUACCAUGAGCUGCGGAUUGAACUGGCUCGCAUGUUUGGCCUUGAAGGCCUGUUGGAGGACCCUCAGAGAUCAGGCUGGCAGCUUGUAUUUGUUGACCGAGAGAAUGAUGUUCUUCUCCUCGGUGAUGACCCUUGGCAGGAGUUUGUAAACAAUGUCUGGUAUAUCAAGAUACUGUCUCCCCUUGAAGUGCAGCAGAUGGGAAAGGAGGGCAUUGACCUUCCUAAUUCUGCUCCACUGCAUAGGCUUCCCAGCAGCGGCAAUAGCUGCGAUGAUUAUAUGAGCCAGAAGGAAACCAGAAAUAGCAUGAAUGGGAUCCCAUCCGUGGGAUCACUGCACUACUGAUGACUUGCAAUACCUAGUGGGUCAGUAAUUUUCUACAGGUUAUUUGUACAAUAUCAGUUGUACCAUUGACCUCGCUUUGCAUCAGUAUAUUUCUUUUGUACUCCUUAGGUCAGUGGGGAUGUAAUGUAACUUGACCAUCCAAUUAGUCGAAGUGCAUCGGAAGCUUGUAUUCUUAGAGAAUGACCGUGUAAAUGAUAAUCUGAUACUCCAUUUGUAUUUGCCUUCGAUUAUAUAGGGCGAUCAAACCGCGUGAUGAUGCCAACAUGGUCAGUAUCCAGAACGAAACUAGUGAACUUCUCUAGGAUCUCAAAGCAUGAAUGAUGUCGUUUUAGCUCAUUUAGCAUGGACUAAAAGUGUAGAAAAUGUGUGGAAGCCAAAAGGCUUGAGCAGAGCACACUUCCGAGUA